CAGUGGACCACGAUCGGUGGCCAUUGGCGGAUCAGGCGGGUUGCGGCCUGCGAUGCAGCAGGCCAUGGGAGCAGGCUGUUCGCAUCCAUUGCAGCACGAGGCCCGAGUUCGUGGACCGACGAAACAGACAUCAAUCGCGAGGUACACGAAGAACCCACGACAGGAGGAGAUCGAUGACUCAGCCAACGAGUUUUUCGUCGAGAAUGCCAUCCCCUUCAAUGUCGCGAAGAGCAGGAGUUUCAAGAAGUUCCAGUUGACAUGUUACGGUCCACAGCCUGCAGUGAGCAAACCACUUGUGCCCACUAGCUACAAUCCAUUGAGGUGUCGGCUGCUCGAUCGGUUGCGCAGCAAGUUGGAGAAGAAGGAGCAAGUGAUCCGAGAUGACUGGGAGGUGACAGGGUGCACUUUCAUCACCGAUGACACCACAUACAUCUGUGGGCGAUCGUUGAUGAACUACAUCCUCGCAGGAUGUUUGAAGCCUGUUUUCGUCAAGUGUGAGGAUGUGAGCGUCAGGGACAAGGAUGCACCUGCUGUUGUUGCGGGGUGGAAGCAGUUCUUCAGGGAGUUUGGCGUGGAGAAGAUCACAACGAUCUGCACCGACUCGUUGGCGGGGAACAAGAGUGUAGCCAGGAUGUUAUGGGAGGAUCCAGAGACCCACUACGUGAUGCUGCACAGACUUCAGGUGUGCGAGACGGUGUUGGUGCGUAUUGUGACUGGGUGCCCCUGGGAGAGCAUGGUGUGGCGAGGAGAAAUCAGAGUAAAAGCAUACGUAGUUGAGGAGUUCAUUCUUGACAAAGCCUUUUGGGUUGACGUCAAGAAGUUGAUAGCCCUGAUGAAGGGCCCGUACGAUGCGUUGCGAGAGGUGGACAAGGACGCCCAUUGCUUGUCACGCAUCUACAACAUGGCUUCUCGGCUGCGGGGCAUCGUUCGCUCUGCCCGCGUUACUGCAGAUGAGCAGGAUGCUGUCCUCCAUAAUGUCGGCAAGAGGACUGACAUGCUUCUCAGCCCCAUACACGUUGUGACACGACUGCAGGAUCCUCAGUUGAGGGACAUUGCAGUCUUCAGCAACGUUGAGCUCAUGGCGCAGUUCAACAGUGUUAUUGAGCGGCUGAUCGGCAAGAAGGGGUCGAAGAGGUUCGAUGACUGCAAGGACCAGUUAGCAAGGGGGAAGGAUGGUCCCACCAUAGCAGGAGGGUGGUUGGGGUUGGAAAAGGAUUGGGUGGACGAGUACUUGGAGGGUGACAUGGCGAAUGUCACUGACGCCGUUGACGAUGGUGAGGCCGGUGGAACAGCCGCUGGUUCUGCUGCAGGCAGCACCAACAUUGCCCGUGCUCCAUCUACUACAAGGUCGGCAUCUGUGCACAGGUUGGGGGAGAUGGAGGAGGUUGCGGAGGGGGACGAGGUUGAGGAUGAUGCGGGUGAGGAGGAUGAGAGUGACGAGGACAAGGACGACGUUCCCGGUGAGGAGUGGGUGGACGAGAGGUCGGACUCUGAUAGAUUGUGGACGAGGAGGGAGGAGAUCCUUCCGUAUGUGUCGGGCACACGCUUCAGUGAUCGAUUGAGAGACCAGCGUGCACAAAGGGAGCAGCAGGGGCAUCAUGAGGAGGACCAUCCGUUGGAGGAGUACCUGUUGGAGCACCAGCAGGAGGAGGAGCAGUCGCAGGAGCGGCAGCAGGAGGAGCACCCUCAGGACGAGGAGGAGCACCCUAGGACGAGGAGCAGCAGCAACAAGACGAGCAGCAACCGCAGUGGGAGCACCAGCAGCAGGAGGAGGAGCAGCAGCAGCAGCAGCAGGAGGAGCACCAGCAGCAGGAGGGGGAGGAGCAGCAGCAGCCGGAGGGGGAGGCAGAGGAUGAGCACCAACAACAGGAGGGGGAGGAGCACCAACAGCUAGAGCCCGAGGGCGAGCAGGGGUGGAAGCAGGUGGAUGCAUUCUACGGUCCUGGACGA
This is a messenger RNA of Chara braunii, 1950 nucleotides long. The record is from the annotation of a GenBank genome assembly. Lineage: Eukaryota; Viridiplantae; Streptophyta; Charophyceae; Charales; Characeae.